Molecule: messenger RNA, 3242 nt
Organism: Eucalyptus grandis
Lineage: Eukaryota; Viridiplantae; Streptophyta; Magnoliopsida; Myrtales; Myrtaceae
Product: BEL1-like homeodomain protein 1
Exons: 4
Coding region: 806-2887 (693 amino acids)
Biological process (GO): regulation of transcription by RNA polymerase II
Molecular function (GO): RNA polymerase II cis-regulatory region sequence-specific DNA binding; DNA-binding transcription factor activity, RNA polymerase II-specific
Source: RefSeq, a predicted model, not a curated record
UCUUUUUUUCUUUCUUUAACGUGAUAUAGGCAAUCAAUCACGAUGAAUAAAAUAUAUGGAGUCUUGGGUGUAGAGACGAGUACCUGUAGUUUUUUACCCUAAAGUGAAUCAGGGUAAUAUUUUCUCUUGGGUAAAUCAUUGCAUCUGACCGUGAACUAUUACCGUUUCUUCAUUCUAUAUCCUCUUCGAGAGGAAAUAAGUACCUCUCUUUAUUAGAUCCAAACUCUGCUUAAACAAUAAUUUUUGUCGAGAGAGAGAGAGAGAGAGAGAGAGAGAGAGUCUGCAGAAACCCAAGAGGGCGUCUCUGACAAAGAAAAGAUUUGCUCGUCUUUCUCCAUAUCAUGAUCAUGUGAAAGAGAAAGACUCACUUUGAUGGAUCUGGUUUGAGUCACACACCCUUAUAUAUUUAUAUUUCAUUCUCUCGUGUGUUUAUCUUUUUACCCAUUAUUGGCUUUUGUACUCUCUCUCUCUCUCUCUCUCUCUCUCUCUGCAACCUCCUUUGAUGGUGGAUUCCUCCUAUAAAUACAUCCACUCUUCUCACUCCUCGUCUUUUCUCGACGUUCGUCAUCUGUGAUUUGCUGAAGCUCUCUCCCCAUCUCUCUCUCUCUGAGGUGAGGCUUCAGUUUCAAGAAUUUCAUCAGCAUAUCAAGAUGGGAUGUUUGUCAUUGCUUCCAGCAGUUGUCGAUUGAGCAAGAGAUCAAACAAGAGUGUGCAGAUCUCGAGAUCGAAGUCCGUACUUGCUUUGUACUUUUCUUGACAGUGAAUAUUAUCUUCAGGACAGACCCAAAUCCCCUCUCUGAAUCUCAUGGCGACGUACUUUCAUGGGAGCUCCGAAAUCGAAGCCACUGACGGCUUGCAGACACUUUACAUCCUGAACCCUAACUUCAUCCCCUACUCCAACGCUGCCCACGACGCGACCGCCCCCAAUACCCUCUUCUUGAAUCCUAUGGGGAGUGCCACACAGCCAGCUCCCUCUCCACAGUUGAACCACAACCACUUCGUCGGGAUUCCACUUUCUGGACCGGCAGCACCGUUUGGACCUGCUGCAUCGGACGUACACCCUAAUCGUCACGAGAUUCCGUCCCUUCACAGCGUAGCUCCAAGGUUUCGGCUUAACCACCCCUGGGGCCAGCCGGAUACAUCAGCCGCCUCCACAGACCAGCUCCAGAUUUGCUCAGCGACCAACUCUGCCGGGGUCUCACCCUCUCAGCGCGGCCUGUCUCUGAGCCUCUCCACGGAGCAGUCGCCGCUCUCAAGGGAGAGCGACAUCCGCGGGCACAGCCACCGUCAAUUUCCGGGGAUCAACGAGGCGAGGGUGUUGGCACGGAACUCAUCCUCGACGGUCUCGAACGUGGUCUUGGGCCUGCACGGCGUCCUUCUGGGGUCAAAGUACUUGAAGGCCGCGCAAGAGCUAUUGGACGAAGUCGUUAACGUCGGGAAAGAGAUCAAGAAUCACUCAUCAGCCGAGGGUGCCAAUAAAGAGAAGAGCAAACUUGGUAACAAGGAUUCGAGUAAGGAAGAGAAAAAAGUUGAGUCGUCAUCAAGUGGUAGUGAGCUGGGUAUGGCUCACAGACAGGAGCUUCAAAUGAAGAAGGCCAAGCUUGUCGACAUGCUUGAUGAGGUGGAGCAGCGAUACAAACAAUACCACAGCCAGAUGCAACUGGUAGUCUCCUCGUUUGAGCAAGCCGCUGGCAUCGGUGUGGCGAAAUCGUACACCGCCCUGGCCCUGCAGACGAUAUCCAGGCAGUUCAAGUGCCUUAAGGACGCUAUCUCAUCGCAGAUCAAGGCCACGGGCAGGAGCUUGGGCGAGGAUGACUGCAUGGGCGUCAAAAUGGAGGGCUCGAGAUUGAGGUACGUCGACCAUCAUUUCCAACAGCAAAGGGCACUUCACCAGCUGGGAAUUAUCCAUCAGAACAACACUUGGAGACCUCAACGAGGACUGCCGGAGCGUGCCGUCUCGGUGCUCCGCGCUUGGCUCUUCGAACACUUCCUCCACCCCUAUCCCAAAGAUUCGGACAAACACAUGCUCGCAAAACAAGCGGGACUAACCAGGAGCCAGGUGUCUAACUGGUUCAUCAACGCUCGGGUUCGCCUCUGGAAGCCCAUGGUCGAAGAAAUGUACUUGGAAGAGACCAAGAGCCGAGAGCAAGCUGGGUCUGAGAACGGCACGACUCGCAGGGCCGCCACCAAAUCCAACAAGGACGCUGCCGGUUUGAAGUCCGCAUCUCAAGAAGACAAUGCCUUUGGAAUGAACAGCUCCAUCAAAUCCUUCCAAUCAAGCCCCAACAAGGCCCUCAAUCAAGCCGCCAUUUCACCCUCCGAGAACUCCAACUCGACUUCCUCAACUUCUCCCAUGCCCUGUGCCAUCCCUCCCCAUCACGGCUUCACUCUGACUGGACGGUCGUCCAACGUAGAAGUCGGGAUCACCUCAAGUCCUAAAAAGCCGAGGAUGAGCCCCGACUUGAUGAACCCGCACGGCAUCAUUCUCUCGAGGGCCAUGGACAUGAAGGGGAGCGAGCCGAGCCGAGAGCUCGGCGGCGGUGGCAGCGACGAGUACAUCCAUGGCGGGUUCAGCGCAUUCUCGAUGGGGAACAUCGACGGGAGAUACGGGAACUGCGUGGCCCUCACCCUCGGCCUACCGCACCGCGAUCAAAGCCCUUCGCUCUCAGUCUCAGCAGCCCCACAGAAUUAUUUCCCCAACCAAAGCAUGAAUCAUCAUCAGUUGGGAAGGACUAAACUUGUGGUGGGAAAUGGUGGUGAGGCCGAUUUCUUCGGGAUCGCUGGUGCUCCACAACAAUCUCAAUCAGGCUCAAUAAAUUAUGAGGCCAUCGACAUCAACAACAGGAAAAGAUUUGCAGACCAUUUGUUGCCUGAUUACGUUGCAUGAUCGAUAGCAUCAAGAUCUGAUGACGAUGCAAGUUUCUCUCCAUUUGAUUAAUGGGCAAUUUAUUGCUUGCCCAUGAACACGGAGGUAUCUUUCUGUACGAUAAUAUAUAUACCAUUAGAGAUAGAGAUUGGUUGAGACAGAAGGGAUUAGUGUAAAUGAACAAGUAUUGUAGUAAUAUAUACAUGCAAAAUAGGAAGCUUUUCCGGAGUUUUCUCAUAGCUCAGAUUAUAUAUUUUGCAAUUGGAGACGUGUACUUAGGAGUUAACUAAUGUAGUACUGUACUUUGCAUUAGAUUUUAUCUGCUACACCUCUGUCAGAUGUCAUCGAGAUCAUAAGUUUAGCUUAGUUUGAAUCA